Molecule: messenger RNA, 4059 nt
Organism: Aphanomyces astaci
Lineage: Eukaryota; Oomycota; Saprolegniomycetes; Saprolegniales; Verrucalvaceae
Exons: 9
Coding region: 1-4014 (1337 amino acids)
Biological process (GO): protein O-linked glycosylation
Molecular function (GO): glycosyltransferase activity; protein binding
Source: RefSeq, a predicted model, not a curated record
AUGUCUAUUACAAGGGCAACGUUAGUCCUCGUGGUGAUUGUCUUUCUCACAUGGACCCAUGUCGUGGGCGGAUAUAUCUACCCUUCGACAGAAGCCAACCAGCAUCUAGUGAUUGCUGCGCUGAAGGAAUACACGUUGGGACAGCGCGCUGCCGACAAUGGUCGAGUCGACGACGCUAUCACCCACUACCAGCACUCCAUCCAGGCGUAUGAGUUGUUUGGUCCUGCGUACAACAACUUGGGUAUCCUUGUCCAUAGAAGAGGACAUGCGAAUGACGAAGCCAAGAGGCUGCAUGAACACGCUGCGGUGGUGUCACUGCAGCAAGGCGACUGGGAAACGUAUGCAUCGGCCCACAACAACCUCGGGUAUUUGGUACGGCUUGGCCAAGAAAAGAGUUACGAGAUGACGCUACGCGCAAUCCACCACUUUGACCUUGCGUUGCAAGUGUCGCCGCCCAACUGCAGUGUCGGCGUGUACGUGUCUGCCUUGUACAACAAGGGGUCGGCUCUGUAUGGUCUUGGAAACUUUGACCAAGCGCAGCUGCUGCUUGGACAUGUGCUGGCGCUCGAGCCAUCCCAUGGCGGCGCGCAUUUGGACAUGGGCAACAUCUACUUUCAUCAGGGUCGCCUGGAUAAGGCGUUGCACCACCAGCACCUCCUCGUCCAGCUCGGCUCGACCAUUCGAGAAGUGAUCGGGGCUCUAAACAACCAAGGCCAGUUUCUCAAAGAGAUUGGGCACGUGCAUGACGCACUGGCGUCGCACACGCAGGCCUUGUACCUUGGACCGACCGACGGCAACACGCUGCUCAACGUCAUCACGGCGAGGCGGCAGUUGUGUUUGUGGGAAGACGCCGACGACUGGCACGAUAGGCUACUGGAGCUCACAAGUGCCUCGUUGCAAGGCACCGGCAUGGAGCGGCAGAUUCCGGCGUUGCUUCCAUAUGACGCUACGCUCAUGAACAUAUCGGACGAGAUGAAGAAGGUUAUAGCCAUGUCUAACUCGGGGCAGUGGGACCAAUCUGUCCGGCACCGCCACCCCCCGACCAUCCACACCACCAAAUUGAACGUUGGCUACGUUGGCUAUGAUUUUCGCAACCAUCCGAUGGGCCAGCUCACGAUCGGCGCCCUGGAGCAGCACAACCACUCACGCAUCCACUUGCACGCGUACGCGUACGGCCCAAACGACAAUUCCACGUGGCGCCACCGAAGCGAAGCCGCGUGCGAUGUCUUUCGCGACGUAUUUGAAGCGUCCGACGUCGACAUCGCGGCGCAGAUCCAUGCCGACGGCAUCCACAUCGCCGUGGACCUCAUGGCACACACUCGGGGGGCGCGCGUGGGCAUCUCGGGUCUCAAGCCGGCGCCGAUCCUCGUCAACUACUUGGGGUACCCAGGGACCAUGGGCUCAUCCUUCACCGACUACGCGGUAGUCGAUCGGUUCGUCGUGCCCCCCACCAAAGCCGCCGCAACGUUUACGGAGAAACUCGUGUAUUUGCCUCAUACGUAUCAGGUCAACUCGUACGAGUGGGGCGUGGACACGGUGACGUGGCACGAUUUCAACCAGUCCUCGUUUGUGUUUUGCAACUUCAACACGAUCAACAAGAUGGAGCCGGUGGCGUUUGGGUUGUGGAUGGCCAUCUUGAAGCGCGUGCCCCGCAGCGUGCUCUGGCUGUUGGAGCCGUCGCGGGUCGACGCCGGCGUCGUGCGGACGUUCCGGGCGGAGGCGGCGGCCCGAGGUGUGGACCCGAGCCGGCUGGUGUUCGCGCCCCGACUACCGCGGGACCAACACCUCGCGCGCCUUCGCCACGCCCACUUGUUCCUGGACAGUGUCAUUUACACGGCGCACACAACCGCGAGCGACAUGCUGUGGACCCACUUGCCGGUGUUGACGCUAUGGGGCGCCACGUUUGCGAGUCGGGUCGCCGGCAGUUUGAUGGACACCGCGGUGGGGUCGUCGUUGUGGACCACCCAUUCCAUCAAAGAGUACGAGGACUUGGCCGUGCGACUGGCCACGACCGACACCGCUGCGUUGAACGCACUCCGACUCAAGUUGGCGCACCGGGCUGCGACCUCUCCGCUGUUUGACAACCGCCGCACGACGUUCCACUUGGAGCACGCGUACAUGUGCAUGGCGAGCUUGGGCCGCCGCCGGAUGCAUAUUGUCGUGGACCCCCGCGACCGCAACCAUCUAAGUCGACCGACGUUGCAGGACAUGGUUCAAAAGACCUUGGCGUUGCACGAACACGGCAAUGUCGUUGCUGCGAAACGAGGGUACGCUCGGAUUUUGGCCGUCGAAUCUGGACACCCCGACGCUCUGCACUUGUAUGGACUGGCGCUGUACCAGGAGCAACAAUACGGCCUAGCCAUGCAAUACAUGCAGGCGUCAUUGGAGGUAGCCAACGUCGGGUUCUUCCAUGGCAACCUUGGCCAAGUCUUCCGAGUGCUCAACGACACGAUCAACGCCACACACCAUUUUGCCACGGCGCUGGCACUGGACCCUCAUCAGCCCCAAGUCUUUUUAAACUACAUGACGCUGCUUCGAGAUACCAAGCAAACCUCCAACCUUGUGGACGUCUAUCACCAGUAUGGAGAGAAAUUGCUUGGAUUGUUGCCAUCUGGAUCGGAGUGGGACAUUCGAUUCGAAGUCGCGUACGCAAUAGCUGGCGCCGGCGAGCCCUUUAAAGCCAUCGAUUGCUUAGCACGAGUCCUCAACAUGACAUCAUCACCUUCGACGGCCGUGGUCGUCCGAGCGCGAUACAAUCUGGCUGCCCUCUUCAGCCGCGUGGGGCAGCAUGACCAGGCCAACGCGUUGUCGUUUGAGACGGUGCGCCUCGAGCAUGAGUCUUUGCGUAAGACCACGCUUAACGAAACAAGCCAAGACAACCACCCUCCGCCAAUCCACCGAUUGGAUCAACAGCAACCACGCCUGGUCAUCUACUGCCACGAGUAUGGCCAGUCGUGGUGGGGACAGUGGGGCCCCCAUUCCAUCGACGAGGGGGUGGGGGGGUCGGAAGAAGCGGUGAUUUACCUGUCGAGGGAACUCGUGGCGCUGGGGUAUGCGGUCCACGUGUACGGAAACCCCCCACACGCCACCACUGACAGCUAUGGGGUGCAGUGGCAUCCCCAUUCGCAUUUCGAUCCAACUCUAGUGUCGGACGUGUUUAUCGCGUGGAGAUACCACAUUUCGACGGCAUUGGCAACCCACGCCAAGCUCGUGUAUGUGUGGCUUCACGAUAUGAUCGACACGGGGGCGUUCACUCCGGCGUACGUGGCGACUAUCGACGGCAUCUUCUGCCUCUCGCACGCCCACGCCGCCGGGUUUGCCCCGCACGCUGCUCUCAAAGUCAUCGCCACUGGAAACGGCGUCGUUUCGUCCCCUGCGAUGGCUGACCAAGGCAUCAACACCCCCACGCAUUUCGUGUACGGCAGCUCUCCAAGCCGGGGCUUGGAAACUGUGUUAGACUCGUGGGGCGACAUCCGCCGUCGCCUCCCCACCGCCACGUUGCAUGUGUACUAUGGAUUCACUCGGGCAUUUGUUCAGUUUGCCCAGCCUUCCGACCUGUGGCGGCAGCGCAUGGAGCUGCUCUUGCGCCAAGAUGGCAUCACGUACGUUGGUCUAGUGGACCACGACACACUAGCCAAGGGGUAUGCGGCGGCGGGGUUCUACUUGUACCCGACAACGUACCCGGAAACCAGCUGCGUGUCCAUCAUGAAAGCGAUGGCGCAUGGCGCGAUUCCCAUCACGUCCAAGCGCGGGGCGCUGGCCGAAGUCGUGGGGCCGUUUGAUUUAGGCCCCGUGGAAGGACUGCGAGAAGGGCCCAUGACGGAAGCGUGGCGACUGGCGUGGGUGGACGCAGUGGUUGCCGCCGUCGACAUGAACACGACGCGCUUUCGAUCCGACAUGAAAGCACACGCCAGGAGUGCGUUUUCGUGGGCCAAAGUGGCGAGUCAGUGGCACCACGUCUUUACUCGCGUAUCGUCCGAGUUGCCAAACACAAACAUAGACGGCGCUAGUUGACAUGUGUAUUAAUUACUUGGCCAGCUUGAGACAGCGCUUGCAGAA